Verticillium alfalfae VaMs.102 is the source of this 1092-nucleotide messenger RNA. RefSeq lists its product as hypothetical. The transcript has 2 exons. Lineage: Eukaryota; Fungi; Ascomycota; Sordariomycetes; Glomerellales; Plectosphaerellaceae. The record is from RefSeq and is a predicted model, not a curated record. Bases 1 to 1092 code for a protein of 363 amino acids.
AUGCUCGGGAAAUUCAUCCUAGCCCAGAGUUCCAACGCUACAGUCGAUGUGAUUGAAGAGCACACCGUACUGAAGUUAGUCGGUUGGAACCAGAGACAGGCAAGCACUCCGCGCUGGGCUCUGCUGUCCGAUUCGUACACAGCGGCCGCAAACUCACCGAGCUCAGUGGGAACGCCUGGGAUCAACCCUGACAAGGGCCAUCACUGCGGCUCGGACCCUUUCUUCCUGAACCCGACCAGCUCUCAAGGUGACCUUCGAGCACAGCUAGAGGACGCAAAGGAAAGCGGCUGCAUUGGCAUCAUCGUCGAAAUUGUUGAUGGGCAAUACAGCGGUCGCGCCUUUGACCCAGUUCUUUUGAAACGCCUUCGCCGGGUCUGCGCCGAGAAGCAACUCAUUCUUGCGGCGGAUGAGACUCUGACUGCAAUUCGCUGUGGUGCACCCUUUGCCUUUCAGCGUGAGGAGUACGCUGACGUCGAACCUCCUGAUCUGGCUUUCUUCGGUAGAGCCAUGUGUGCCCAUGGGAUAGCGAUAAAUUUCGCAGCACCGUUUGUUCGUAGUCUAGGCAUUGCGAGAUUCCUGCAAGUCAAGGCGGUUCGUCAUUGGCAAGACAAGGGUUCGAAGCCGGUCCUGACACCGGUUCUAAUCCAGGCACUCGCACUCGUGGAUCUCGCUGUGGCGGGUGACUUCCCACUACUGAGUCGGCAGGUUGGAAAGGCGGUUCGAGACUUCAUUGUGGAUGCUGCUCGGCAAAAUGGGUGUGAAGAGCACCCCCAGAGCUUCAUCGGGGGAUUAGAUAGCCUGAUCUUUGUGCGAAAGGACAUCGCAGGGCCCCUACUCAUCAUGGGCGCCAGCACUGCCGGCCCAUGGAUUCCCUGGGUUCGUUGGUUUCCAAGGCUCGAGGUCGACAUGUCAAAGCCUGCUGUUCUUCGCUCCAUCCUUGGGACUACCAGCAAAGAGACACGGCAGAAUUUGGCUCGACAGAUGAUCGACGAAGGGUCAAAGCCAAGUUGGUGCCAUUGGUGCGGCAGCAAGGCCAGCAACAAGAAAAGUAGUUGGUGCCAAACUUGCUGUGUGGGAUGCCUGCGAUGCUGA